This is a messenger RNA of Rhodamnia argentea, 914 nucleotides long. RefSeq names its product non-classical arabinogalactan protein 30. NCBI's taxonomy places the organism in Eukaryota, Viridiplantae, Streptophyta, Magnoliopsida, Myrtales, Myrtaceae. The transcript has a single exon. The coding region runs from base 195 to 743 and encodes 182 amino acids. The record is from RefSeq and is a predicted model, not a curated record.
AAUGUCUUAAAAAAUUCAGACGCUUCCCAUGUAAUACGACGUAGUUGUUCCCACGACUUCCCAAAACCCCGCCAAAUCAACGGACUAGCAAACUAUAUAAAUCUCUCCAAUUCCCUUGAGACUUGCUCCAUCCCAAACGACAUCUCUUCCUAUCUAACACAAACAAGAAACUGUCUCAUCUCCGACAGGGAAGGAUGGCUUACACCAAGCUCACCAUCAUGCUGUCCUCCCUCAUCCUCCUCCAACUGGCUUCGAUCUCCUCCGCGUCGGCGGCCGAAGAGAACGCCCACAACAAAACCGUCAUCCCCAGGGCCACGGAAGUCGUCGUGGAGGGCAUGGUCUACUGCCAGAGCUGCAAGUACUUCGGCACGUGGUCCCUGGCCGAGGCGAAGCCCAUCGGCGCGGCCAAGGUCAGCGUCGUCUGCAAGAACUACAAGAACCGCGUCACCUACUACAAGACCUUCCAGACCACGGAGGGCGGCUACUUCUACGCCGAGCUCAAGGGCUUCGAGAUGAGCCACCCCAUCCUGGACCACCCGCUCCACGCUUGCGGCAUCAAGCUCGUCUCGUCGCCCCUGGAGGGAUGCAACCUCUUGUCCAACAUCAACUACGGGAUGUACGGGGCCCCGCUCCGCUACGAGGACAAGAGGCUGAGCGGGAAGGAGUACGAGGCGGUCGUCUACGCCGCGGGGCCGCUGGCUUUCCGCCCCUCGUACUGCCCUCCGGAAGGGACGCGCGCUUAAUCAAUUAAUGAGUCGGUUUUUCUCAGGGAGUUCGAUCAUUAGCUCGUCUCUCUUUAUUCUCUAAUUAGCCUUUUGACUUGUGGUGAAGAUGCAACGAAGUGUGUUUCUGAGAUGUGUCCCAAGGCGUUCUGUUUUGUUCUUUUUCGGCUGCUGUAUUACUGAAGCGAACCA